GGGUCCUGCUUGGCCCCCGCCCACGAAACUUCCCUGCGUCUGUGCCAGUCGUUUUCGCUUCUGUUCGCCGCAGUUUCCUUUUCUGUAAAUCAGGGUUGGUGACAUUACCCUUCUUAACCAUCAGGGGCUAGUUUUGGGGGGCGAUAAGUAAUUGCUCCCGUGUAUUUAUUGAGCCGUUGCAAUGUGCCAGACACUGGGCUAGGUAUUUUGCUUCGAUGAUUGCCCGUCACCGUCAAAACAACCUUAUGAGGGCCCAUGUUCUAAAUAAGGAUGUGCAAGCUAUCCAGGUGUUGACCUGUCCCACAAAUAUUCUUUGGCAUCACGCUAGGCACUAGGGUGCAGAGAAAAAUACAUGCGGUCCUUGUCAUCCAGGAGUCUAGGAGGGAGAGACGGACAGUGUCGACCCAGCCAGCAGCCAGGCCAUGGAGCUCUCUGAUGUCACCCUCAUUGAGGGGGUGGGUAAUGAGGUGACUGUGGUGGCCGGCGUGGUGGUGCUGAUUCUAGCCUUGGUCCUAGCUUGGCUCUCUACCUACGUAGCAGACAGCGGGAACCUGGGCACCAUUGUGUCAGCUGGCGACACAUCCGUUCUCCACCUGGGACAUGUGGACCACCUAGUAGCAGGCCAAGGCCCCCCCGAGCCAACCGAACUUCCCCAUGCAUCAGAGGGUGGCGAAGAGAAGGCUGAAGAGGCCGGCGAAGGUGGGGGAGAUUCCUCAGGGGAGCCUGGAGCUGGGGGUGGUACUGAGCCGAGCCUUGAGCAUCUGCUCGACAUCCAAGGCCUGACCAAGAGACCAGCGGGCCUGGAAAGCAGCGGUCCAGAGGCCCCCCUGAGAUCUGAGGACAGCAGCUGCCUCCCUCCCAGCCCUGGCCUCAUCAACGUGCGGCUCAAAUUCCUCAAUGACACCGAGGAGCUGGCUGUGGCCAGGCCGGAGGACACCGUGGGUGCCCUGAAGAGUAAAUACUUCCCUGGGCAAGAGAGCCAGAUGAAACUGAUCUACCAGGGCCGUCUGCUGCAGGAUCCGGCCCGCACGCUGCGUUCGCUGAACAUUACCGACAACUGUGUGAUUCACUGCCACCGCUCCCCCCCAGGGUCAGCUGUUCCAGGCCCCUCAGCAUCCCUGGCCCCCUCCUCGGCUGCUGAGCCCCCCAGCCUUGGCGUCAGUGUGGGCAGCCUCAUGGUGCCUGUGUUUGUGGUGCUGUUGGGUGUGGUCUGGUACUUCCGUAUCAACUACCGCCAGUUCUUCACGGCACCUGCCACGGUCUCCCUGGUGGGGGUCACGGUCUUUUUCAGCUUCCUAGUAUUUGGGAUGUAUGGACGAUAAGGACAUAGGGAGAAAAAUGAAAGGCAUGGUCUUUCUCCUUUAUGGCCUCCCCCCUUCCCUGGCCAGAGCUGGGCCCAAGGGCUUGGGAGGGAGGGGUGGAAAGGAUGCGGUGGGUCCUCCUCCUCAGGAUUUGGGAGGCAGGUACAGGGCCUCCCCUUCACGUCCACGACAGUACCGACAGACAUCCCCUCUGUGCAAGCACAACUCAGGUAGGAAACGAGGAUGUCAUCUUCUUUCACUUUUAGGGUCCUGGAAUUCAGAGCCGGGCUGGUGGUCUAGCUCGGUGGGCAGCCUGGGCCCCGAGGGUUCCCUCCCAGCCGUGGCCCUAGCUCUUUCCAUUGUCCUGCAUGUCUGCUCCUCGGAACCCAGGGCCGCCUGCCAGGGCGGCUCAGCAUGGCCCCAGCAUACUUCUGUAGGGAGCCUGGAGUCUUUUUCUGUUUCUUAAGGGAAUAUUCAUCUUUUGGGACUAAAGUCACACAGCAGGAAUGAAGGUUGUGUCUGCUUCCCCUCUAGGCACCUAGCUGCCUCUACCUUCUCCCUCCACCCCUGUAGCAGGAAUAGGGUGUUCUCUGUGUUCUGGAUAGUUUCCAGUGUUCUCCCCUCUUUUCAAAGCACUUUGCUUGUAUUUUUUUUUUAAUAGUCCUUUAUAGAGCUCAGUCAGGAAGGGGAUUGGGGCACGAAGCCAAGCCCCCAGCAUUGGGAGAGGCCAAGCCACAGCUGCUGCUACCCUAGGCCUAAGGCUGUAAGCAAGAGACCGCUCUGGCCCUCGGCCAGUGUCCUACCCUGCCCAGCUCCAAGGGCGAGCUCCGGGUACGGAGCCCUGGGCCCAGGCCCUUGCCUCUGGGGCUCGUGGAUGGAGGGUCAGUGUCUGUGACUAAAUAAAGUUCCAUUUUGUGGCUGUGGAGCCUCCUUCUGUGA
Hyaena hyaena (striped hyena) is the source of this 2240-nucleotide messenger RNA. RefSeq names its product transmembrane and ubiquitin like domain containing 2 (gene TMUB2). The coding region runs from base 423 to 1322 and encodes 299 amino acids. Gene Ontology annotation, molecular function: protein binding. The record is from RefSeq and is a predicted model, not a curated record. The transcript has 4 exons. Lineage: Eukaryota; Metazoa; Chordata; Mammalia; Carnivora; Hyaenidae.